Ornithorhynchus anatinus (platypus) is the source of this 3042-nucleotide messenger RNA. It is a transcript of the gene FBLIM1, whose product is annotated as filamin binding LIM protein 1. Gene Ontology annotation, cellular component: stress fiber; focal adhesion. Bases 257 to 1372 code for a protein of 371 amino acids. Gene Ontology annotation, biological process: cell-cell adhesion. The transcript is spliced from 9 exons. The record is from RefSeq and is a predicted model, not a curated record. Gene Ontology annotation, molecular function: filamin binding. NCBI's taxonomy places the organism in Eukaryota, Metazoa, Chordata, Mammalia, Monotremata, Ornithorhynchidae.
GGAGAAAGGAAAGGGGCUGGGAUGUGAGCAGGCCGGCUCAGCCUCCCAGCCCGAGCCGGGCAGAAGGCCCUACGGACCCGCCGACGGCUCCACCCGGACCCCGACCGGGCCCCUGACCCCAACCCUGACCCCGAGCCGGACCCCAGAAGGAGCCCGACAGGACAUCACUCAGCCCAAGGUCAAGACCCUUGCCUACCAAGUUGUCAGGGGAGCAGAGCCCUGUUGCCCUGCAGCCUCUCCGUCAAACACAGGGACGAUGGCGGGGAAGUCAGAGAAGAGAAUCGCCUCGUCCAUCUUCAUCACCCUAGCGCCACCCCGCAAGGACAAGGCCGUGGUGGAGGAGGUGAGGCAGACGGGUGGCGCGGCCCAGGUCAGUCACCCCCGUGACCCCACCUCGGCCAAGAAGGCUCCUGGCGGCAGCCUCGGGGGGAAACCGAGUAACUGGAGCGCAGGCAUCCCUCCGUCCCAACCACCACCUGCCCAGCUGUCCAAUGGAGGUUCCUCCUUCCCUCCUCCCAUUCCAGACAACGAGGAUGCCUUCCAAGACCUUGAACUUCUUUUGCCACCUCCUCCACCCUACCUGCUCCUCUCAGGGGAGGAGGAGGAGGAGAAGGAGAAGACACUCAGCUCGGACCUGCAGCAGCUGCACCUGGUCACCCCAUUACCCCCGCCGCAGGCUCCAGCCAAGGAUCCCCAGAGCUGGGCCCCGCCCGAACUCCCCAGAUCAACAGCGGAGCUGCCCAUGACCCCACCAAACCCCACUGGCCGCCCCGAGAGAGAAGAAUCCCCAGAUAUCUGUGCCUUCUGCCAUAAAGUCAUAACCCCCCAUGAAGUGGGGGUGGAGGCCAUGAAAAAACAGUACCACGCCCAGUGUUUCACCUGCCGCACCUGUCAUCACCAGCUGGCAGGCCAGCGCUUCUACCAGAAAGAUGGCCGCCCCCUCUGUGAGCCCUGCUACCAGGACACCCUGGAGAAAUGUGCCCAGUGCCACCUGGUGAUUCAGGAACACAUCACCCGUGCCAUGGGCCAGGCCUUCCACCCUGACUGCUUCAUCUGCAUGGUGUGUGCUCGGCCCAUUGGGGAUGAGAACUUCGCCCUGGACGAAGAGAACCAGCCCUACUGCUUGGACGACUUCUACCGGAAAUUCGCCCCUGUGUGCAGCAGCUGUGAAAAUCCCAUCAUCCCCAGGGAUGGGAAAGACACCUUCAAAAUUGAGUGCAUGGGACGAAAUUUCCAUGAAAACUGCUACAGGUGUGAGAACUGUAGGAUCCCCCUGUCCAUUGAGCCAACGGAUAAAGGUUGCUACCCACUGAACGAUCGUCUCUUCUGCAAACCUUGCCACGUGAAGCAGAGCGCUGCAGGGUGCUGCUAGGGUCCCUCGGGGGACCCUGGCCCCAGACAGCGGAUGCAGCAGCCCUCCACCCCCCUGCCCCUCAAUCCCACCCCCAACCCUCCUCCCAGCCAUGGGAAAGUGACAAUCUGUCCCCAUUCUGGGGUGAAAUCCUGAGCCAACCACUGCAGCCUAGACUCCUCUGCCCUCCCUUUUAGUAAAACCCCAAAAUAGGGGUCCUAUCCACCUCUCUCCCAUCAAGCUCUGAGAUCCUCACGACUCUUUCCUGAGUCCACCCAGGAAGAGUCCAUUCGACUGUAGAGCUCUGAAAGCCCCGGGCUUUUUUCGUGAGGUCACGGCCGUGGAAUUUAUUUAGUACUUGUGGUGUUUUUGGAAUCCCAGUGCUGCUCCGGGAGGGGGAGGUGAGGCCACAUGCUGUUCCUCUCCACAAAGCCCCGCUGGAUAAGGAGAGCGCUCCGGCUUGGAGGGAGCUGGAAAUCUUUACCCACAGCUUUGCACGCACCCGCGAUCCCUGGCUUCUCCCUGCAGCUGUCGGAUGUGGGGAAUCUAUGGGCCGGUGUCAGCGGUGGACUCGCAGGCCCGCUGCUGGCAUGGUAGCCGGUGAACUUAAAGAUGAGUGAUGAGAAAGGACACCCAGCUGAAGGAUGGCCCUCAUCCCCCGGCCAGUUGCUGGAAUUCUAUUCCCAAGUGGGAGAAACCACACGUGGCAAUGGAAGAUUCAUCGUGAGGAGAGGAGCUGCAGUCCUGUCCUGGAAAGAGCGGCUUCAUGUACCCAUCACGCAAUCGGGAUAAGUGAUCUUUGAGCUACUGCCUGAAAGUCGAUGCGACCCCAGGCUGGGGGCCUGGGAGAUGGCUGCUUCGGUCCACACAUCUAGUCCCCCGAGCUCACACUAGAAGCCAGUCCUGGAGCUGGAAUGUGCUUGUGACCUCCCGUUUGCAGGUUCUCGGGUAACCAGGAGGAACCCCUGAUUCUUUCGCCCCAUCUGGGUUCCCGAAACCUCCCUCUGCCUUUCCCAGGACUCCCCCCCCCCCAAAAGCCACAAGGGGACGGGGCCUCAUUGAUCCUUCUCUUUCCUUUCCACUUCGCCAAACUACCAAGCCCCGCUGCCUGCCGACAAGCCGCUUUGCCUAACAAAGGUGGCGGCCAGGAUGACUCACCAGCACUGACACUUUAAAUCAAGCACCAGAUAAGGGGGUCCCAUCAGGGGACCCGGAGCAAUCAAUGCUAGAAGCUUGGAUUUGGGGGAACUUAAAUUCUCUGGCAGGAGAACUGUUGGAGGACUUUAGGAAUCGGGAUGUUUCUGGGCUUUUCCUGUGGAUUGAGACUUUUCUCAGAUGGUUCCUUUUCACGCAGCUUUGGAACUUGUCAAGAAUGCUUCCCAAUCUCAGCCUGAUCCCCGUGGCCCCCUCCAGCCGGCGGCCUCAGCUGCCCCACAAGAUGGCUGGCUUCGCCAGACGGCGCCCGCUUCCCCAGCUCGCUGGGUUGUGACCCCGACUUCUCCUUCCCCGCCCUGCCAGGGCCUACCCCAGAAGAACCCUCCUCUUCUCUAACACAGAUCUGUAGGUCCCAAAGCCCCGGGGCUAUCACCAGGAAGCUCCGGGGGUAUUUUAGAUGUUAUUUUCCCUGCUAGGAUAGCCUCAGGGUAACACAUUUCCCUUUUUGAAAAUAGUAAAUAUGACCAAGACCCACA